This is a messenger RNA of Toxotes jaculatrix (banded archerfish), 1464 nucleotides long. RefSeq names its product F-box/LRR-repeat protein 20-like. The transcript has 13 exons. Bases 1 to 1464 code for a protein of 487 amino acids. Gene Ontology annotation, cellular component: SCF ubiquitin ligase complex. Lineage: Eukaryota; Metazoa; Chordata; Actinopteri; Toxotidae. Gene Ontology annotation, biological process: SCF-dependent proteasomal ubiquitin-dependent protein catabolic process. The record is from RefSeq and is a predicted model, not a curated record. Gene Ontology annotation, molecular function: protein binding.
AUGUCCUUGUCUUCACUCACAAACGGAAGACUAUUGCCAAGCAGACCUCAGUCAGCAGGUGCAAUCACAUGCACAAAGAAACCAAGCACACAAAUAUAUACAAAGAGACAUAGACCAGGGGACAGGGUGAAGCACACAUCACCUUACAGGGAUUCACACACAUGCCUGCACCCUACAGUGACACACACGUUUCAUCAUGACGAUACCAGACCAACAUCACCUGCCUCAGAUACAACAGCACAUGUCAUUGUGAACAACACUGAUUGUAAAUACAGUCCAGCAGGUGUCCCUGUAUGCAACCGCUGGCUGUGUCUGCCUGAUGAGGUGUGGCUGUCCAUCCUGUCUCUGCUGCCUCACAGUAAUCUGUGCAGAGUCGUGCAGGUCUGCAGCCGCCUGCACACACUGGCUUCUGAUCACACACUCUGGAAAAAUCUGAAGAUUGAAAACUCCUCCCUGACAGAGCGGUGGUUGCUUUUUGUGGGCAAAUGUCGUCCUCAGAGCCUGUGUCUGUACAGCUGCAGCAGCCUUUCUGUCACCUCCUGUGGGCUGGAGAUGUUUUUCACUUUGAGUAAAAACUCUCUGGAGGAAGUCAAGGUCACAAGUUGUACUGGUCCCGGGCUCCAUGGUGACCAGAUGUUGGCUCUGAUUGGUCAGAUGUGUGAUCAUGUGACCAGUGUGGACGUGAGCUGGAGUGGAGCAACGGACACAGGAGUGAAAGCUCUGAGCGAUGGCUGCGCAGGGUUAAGACUGGAGUCAGUUGUCCUAAACGGCUGUCAUGUCACUAAUGAGCCCCUAAAGAAGCUCGUCAUGAGACACAAAGAGAGUCUGUGCAGGUUGGAGGUGUUUGGCUGUCAGUUCCUCACUCCAUCCUGUCUACACACAAUAUAUGAGAUGUGUCCUGGCCUAAAGCAUCUUAAUAUCGGACAGGUGCCUAAAGUCAACACACUCAGUCUUACAGUGAUGACAUCACAGCUCAAAUGUCUCAUUUCCCUCAAUCUCACUGGUCUACAGGCGGUUACUGAUGCCACGUUGGACACUUUGCUUCAAAACUGUGUCAAACUUCACAGUUUGACCCUCAGUUCCUGUCCUGGAGUCACUGACGUGACACUGCAAAACGUCAGCAAAUACACACCUUGUAUUAGAUCCCUGGAUAUUAGUGGCUGUAAGGCAGUAACAGAUGCAGGAGUUCAGUCUCUGACUCUGGGAUGCAGAAGACUUCAGCAGCUGGAUCUCAGCUCCACUGGCACAGGAAACAGAGGGGUUACUCUGUUGGCAAAUUACUGCAGUGGACAUCUCCAUACUGUCAAACUCAGUUUCUGCAACAUCACCUCAGAGAAUAUACUGAAGCUCUGCAGGUGCUGCAAGAGGUUGAAGGUGCUCCAUCUCUACGGCUGUGCCCAUCUCCCCACUGAGGAAGAGAUUAGAGAAGUUAACAAUGUUGUUAAAGUUUACCCUCUGCCCUGA